Rosa rugosa (rugosa rose) is the source of this 1047-nucleotide messenger RNA. RefSeq lists its product as uncharacterized. The record is from RefSeq and is a predicted model, not a curated record. Lineage: Eukaryota; Viridiplantae; Streptophyta; Magnoliopsida; Rosales; Rosaceae. Gene Ontology annotation, molecular function: oxidoreductase activity. The coding region runs from base 1 to 1047 and encodes 348 amino acids. The transcript has 11 exons.
AUGGACCAGCUCCUCUGCUCGAAGACAGUGAAGAGAAUCAGAGAUCGAGGUCGACCUUUUGGAGAAAAUUUGAGCUUUUUGAUUUGUGUUUCAUCUACCGAAGCUUUGUGGGCUGCAUUAGAGCUUUCUGGGCAUUCAUGUUCUGAGCUUUCUGGGCAUUCUCCAUAUCUGAGGAGGCUUCGAACUGUGUUAUCUAGUCAUGAAGGUUUCUGUAGCCAGGGCUUUGAUGUUACUGUACUUGAAAAUGAUAGUCUUGAUGAUGUGGGUAUCCAAGGUUAUUGGUAUCCCUACAGGAAUAUAUUCAGCCUUGUUGAUGAGCUACAGAUUAAACCCUUCACUAACUGGACUAAGUUUGCGCAAUAUUCAGCUGAGGGAUUGGAGGUUGAAUUUCCGGUAUUUCGAGACCUUCCUCAGUUGCCGACUCCAUUAGGAACCUUGUACUAUUCACAGUUUGUUCAGUUUCCGUUGGUUGAUAGAUUAACUUCACUUCCUUUAACGGCUGCAGUAAUCGACUUUGGCAAUACUGAUACCGCCUGGAGAAAAUAUGACUCAAUUAUUUCAAGGGAGCUCUUUACGCAGUUUGGCUGCUCACAAAUGCUUUAUCAGAAAGUCCUAGCACCAUUGCUUCAAGUGGGUCUGUUUGCACCAGCAGAACAAUGUAGUGCUGCUGCUACUCUGGGCUUGCUAUCCUACAUCCUUGCUUACCAGAAAGAUUUUGAUCUAGUGUUGUGUCGUGGAACAACUAGGGAAAAGAUCUUUAAGCCGUGGAUGGAGUCUAUGACAACCAAAGGUUGCAAGUUUGAGAAAGGUCUAAGUGUAACAGACCUUUUGUUUAAUGAGGAAACUGGCUGUAUUUCUGAAGUAGUUUGUGGCAAAGAAAUGUAUAGUGCUGACGCGGUUGUCCUAGCUGUUGGAAUCUCCACGCUUCAGAAACUUAAUGAAAAUAGUGCAGUGUUGUGUACGAGGGAGGAAUUUGUCAAGGUCUCGAACCUGGCUACCAUCGAUGUACUCUCCAUUAAGCUCUGGGUCGAUAGGAAGCUUGUCUAA